AAAAUGGAGUUAAGGCAGUUCAAAGAUGAUUUUCCUGCAUUUCUGAAAACACUGGGACUUGAAAAGUACUACCCAAACAAACUGACUCAGAGGUCUUUGCUGGAGAUCAACAGUGCCAGUGUAUCUGAUGAAGAGGUUCACUCACUGCAAGUCUUACCAUGGGCUUUCCUACACAAAUUACUGAUGGUUAAUUCAAAUUCAAGAUCUUUAUGUGUACCUGGUGAAAAUAAAGAAACAGAUGACAUGUUUGCUGAGCAGAGCUGUGAUGCUACUCCAAAUCUUCUAGAUCUCCACACUGCCCUCUUCAUCUGUGCAGACAGUUUCCUUCAGCAAGAAAUGGCACUUAAAAUGUCAAUGUGCCAGUUUGCAGUACCAUUUCUGUUACCUCAAGGAGUACAUAAUCGAAGCACUCUCAUGUUAUGGGCUUUUAGAGGUAUCCUGAAAGAAUGGCAUCCCCAUUCAAUGUCAGAAUCUAAAGGGUUUGUUGAAGACAGUGUUGUUCAUGCAAAAAUUCCCUUGAUAUCAUUUGUGAGGCUAAGCAACUGCAGCUUGUCCAAGUCACAGGUUUUGAACCAAGUUCUCAACAAUUCAGAGCAGCACCAUGAUUUCUUUUCUCAUCGAGAAAUGAUUGGAGGAUCUGCUCCAAGGAUAAUCGCUAAUGGCAUGGUUGAAAUAUGCUGGAGUCUGCCAUGUGGAAACAAGAGCAUUGAUGUCUUUCCUGAGGCAGUGGCUAUUGCUAAUUUAAGAGGAGAUGUUUGCACAUUUGAAACACAACUCAGUUUCCUUACUCAGGUGUCCACAGCUGUCUUUGUGUUCCUGGACAGUGUUGAGAAAAAUGAGCAAAGUCUGAUAGCCUCUUUACAAGAAAUGAAGUCCAAAAUCUUUCUUGUGGUCAACUCUCAGAGAAAUACGAACCAGAAUGUGAAGUCAUCUAUUGAGGCGGUAAUUGAUACUCUGCAUCUGGGAAGAGACCACAUAAUUAAGAAAAGCCAAAAAGUGAAUUUGGCUACUUUCGCAAAAAUGAUAAAUUCUUCCAUUAAGACUGUUCUAAGUGAAUCUCACGAAUCAUUUAGUAUUGAUUCCAUGAAGAAGACUGCUCAGGAAUUAGGUCUUGCUAUUGAUGAGAUUCAAGUGAAAGCUUGUGUAUCAGCAGAAGCAAGUGCAGAGAAAGUCAUGAAAACUAUUGGAGUUCGUGAAAUAACGGACUAUAAAAAGACACAGCUGCCACUACAAGGUGAAAAUUGGAAAAGACUGGCUAAAAUAGAAAAAGAGCAAUGCAAAUUACACAAUUCAGGAGAAUUGAGCUUGGAGAAAUACAAGGUUCAACUUCUAAAAGAAAAGGAGGAAAUUUGGAACAAACAAAGUCAGUACAAAAUGACAAAAACAAUGGAUAUCUUCAUAGAUUCUUUGUUAAGAUCUGAUAACACUGAGCGAGACUUCUUUCUCAGAUGGCUGGGACUAAAGAUGGACAUGCGAUCGUGCAAACACAUGUCAAGCCUUCAAUGCAAAUACAGAGAGUGUGAACAAAAGAAAGACAAAGACAGUAUUGUCAAAUUAGACCAGGAGCUUCUUGAUUGUUCUCUUGACAUAGAGCACUACAUGAGAGAAAUGGGACAAAUCUAUGAGGCUGCUUCAUUUGGUACAAACAAAAUGUCUGACAAAAUUAGCAGUCUCCCUACACUGGCUGCCAACCUGCUUCUAGCUGGGUUUCCUCUUGAACUACUUGAUGGAGAUGCUUUAAAUAUCCCAGAGAAAUGGGUGAGUGAAGUUCUCAUGGAGCUUCACAGGAUGGUUGGCCAGAAGAGCCGUUUGCUGGUCAUCACUGUGUUAGGGGUUCAGAGUACGGGUAAAUCAACACUACUCAACACUAUGUUUGGAGUUCAGUUUGCAGUGGGCAGUGGACGAUGCACACGUGGAGCAUUCAUGAUUUUCCUUCCUGUGGGUAAUGACUUGAAGGAGGAGUUACUUUGUGACUUUGUCCUUCUGAUUGAUACAGAGGGUUUGAAAUCACCAGCACUGGCACAACUGGAAGACAGUUAUGAACAUGACAGUGAAUUGGCCACAUUUGUGAUUGGUCUGAGUGAUGUAACCAUCAUCAAUGUAGCAAUGGAGAAUUCCACAGAGAUGAGAGACGUCUUACAGAUAGCAGUUCAUGCUUUUUUACAGAUGAAGGAAGUUGGUAAAAAAAAAGUUUGUCAUUUUGUUCACCAAAAUGUUGCUGGUGUAUCUGCAUGCAACAAGAACUUGACUGAACGAAAACAGCUCUUGGACCAACUAAAUGAGAUGACAACGAUUGCAGCUGCAAUGGAAAAGAAGCCUAAAAUAAAAAAAUUCACAGAUGUCUUGGAUUAUGAUGUGGAAAAGAAUAACUGGUAUAUACCAGGCCUGUGGCAUGGCACACCACCAAUGGCACCAGUUAAUACAGGCUACAGUGUAGCUGUACUUGAGUUCAAGAAAUCCCUCCUGGAGAUCCUUAAAGCAAGAAAAGAUGACGACCCCUUCCAGAUCCCAGAGUUCCUGCAGUGCAUGAGUAGCGUGUGGAAGGCAGUGAAGUUUGAGAACUUCAUCUUUAGUUUCAGAAACACUCUUGUGGCCCAAACCUAUGACAACCUUUGCAAAGAGUGUUCUGAAUGGGAGUGGUCUUUCAGAAGACGUAUUCAUUCUUGGCUUUCAACUGAAAUAGUUCAACUAUCUAACACUGAAACAAGUGUUAACAAUGAGGUUGUUGAACAACUCAAACAGAAAGCUCAUAAAGAAAUAAAAAAGGAAACAAAUGAAAUGACUGAAAAACUAAAUAACUACUAUAAAAAGAAAGACCGCUAUGUGUACUUGGUGGAAAAGUACAAAACAGAUUUCGUUAAUAACAUCAAAGGUCUGGAGAUUGAAAUGAACGAUGAAGUGAGAAAAAAAAUAGAUGCUGCUCUUGAGAUGAGAAGUACCAAGAAGAAAUUAGAAGACAUUCACAGAAAGCAAACUGCAACGAUUGAGUGCCAAGUCCUUAAACUCCUGCAAAUUUGCAAAGAUCAAAAAGAUGAGGUGUCUGAUGAACACCUUAAAGCUGAGUUUGAGAGAAUGUGGAAAAAAGAGGUGGCAAACAUGACUGGCCUAAAAGAAAGGGAUGUUCCUGCAGAUAUUUUGAAGCAACUGCAAGCAAGUUUGGUCAAUCGCAAUGUCAUGGAGGAUUUGGACAAAGUUCAUGAUUUGACACAGUAUGGGCGAGGAGAAUUCCAGGUCAAAGACAAGCAUGUAAAAUGGGAAAAGAAAAUACAACGCUUCUUUACACAGCGUAGUGCAAAGCAAGAUUUAGAGAUUACUGCAAAUGCCGUAAUUAAGUGCUGCGAUAAAAUCAUUCAGCAGCAUGUGCAAGAAAAAUGUGACUACCAAAACACAUUUAUAAAAGAUGUGCUAGAGGAAAUUGAUAAACAGCUCCAACAGGGAGGUUCAAAAAUCAAUACACAAUUUGAACUUGACCUUAAAUUGCACAUUUGUGGCAUUGCCUCUCGGAAAUUCCUUGGGAUGCACAGGAAAUUUCUCACUGAGCAAGAUCCCAUUAAACAUUUACAGAAAUUUAAGAGUCAGUAUCUCUCUGAUUUCAUUGAUUUGUACAGAGAGGACCAGUGCCAUAGGAAAGCACAAGACUUCACUCAGCUCUGUCUCAAGCCAGCAGUGACCCAAUACAUCAACCAGUCCGUCGGACCUGACAUUGUUGAUGCAGUUUUGGAACAUAAGUCUACUGAGUAUAGUUCACGAGCACUGUUUCAGUACACCAUCCUGAAGGAACUACUGGAAAAAUCCAACUUCACUGACUUUGUAGAGUAUAUUUUGCAUUAUGAGAAUUAUGUCAAAGACUGGAUAUACAAUCACAUCAUUAAAUGCUUCUACAAAGACAUAUCUUUGCAAGAAUUGAAAAUGAAGAAGCUGGACAGAGUAGUUAAAAAGAUCACUAAAGCAGUAGAAGCAUCUAAGCUUGAACCCAAUGGGUCUCCUUUGCCCAAUAAUGCAGAAGGUACCACAAUGUUUAUCCAGAACCUUUGCAAAGCUAUGAGUGAUGUCAUCCAUGAAUAUCCAUGA
Molecule: messenger RNA, 4071 nt
Organism: Ictalurus furcatus (blue catfish)
Lineage: Eukaryota; Metazoa; Chordata; Actinopteri; Siluriformes; Ictaluridae
Product: up-regulator of cell proliferation-like
Molecular function (GO): GTP binding
Source: RefSeq, a predicted model, not a curated record